AGUCUACGUGACGGGUAAUUCAGCGUGGGACCUACAUGGACCCCACAUGUGAGGAUGCCACGUCAAUCUCUCUCCCUUCCUCCUCUCUCUCUCUCACUCUUCUCUUCUCAUCCGACGCCGCGAGGAGGGCAGCGCCGUGACGGCAGCCGGCAGCACGGCGGCGGAGAAGCUCACGCUCUUGGCGAUGCCGCUACCGCCAAGGAGGAGGAGGUGAGGCGAAAGCCAGGCGGCGGCGGCGGCGGGCACGUUGUCCAUGCCGAACUGGGUGCUCUCGUCAUCGGAGUCGUCGGAGUGGUGGAGCUUGCGAUGGGAUGUGCAGGCGGUGGUGGUGGAGGCGAAGCGAUGUACUCCAGCAGGCGAAGUGAUGGCUUCGGCGGGCUCGUGGUGGCGGAGCGGCGGCAUCGGUGGGCGAGCACGGCUGCGGAGAGGCGGCGUCAGCGAGUGAGAGCGGUGGCGGAGCGGCGGCAGCUCCGAGCGGCAGCCAUCUCGUGGAGCAGAGGGACGGGGGGCUCGGCGGGCGAGCGGCGGCUCCGAGCGGCAGCCAUCUCCGAGAGGCGGGCUCCUCCCCUGCCGGCCGCCGGCCCUCCUCCCACGCCGGCCGCCGGCGCGCACCGACGCGGCGCCCGGCCCCGCCUCCACCUCCGUGCUCACCUCAUGUCGCGCGUCGUGGAGAGGGACACCUCGUCGGCGUGGUUCUUGGGCUCGUUGUUCCGCGUCGACGAGGCACGCCGCUACAUCGUGGACAAGGUCCUGCCGCACCCGUGGUACCGCGCCAUCUGCGUCGCCGGCGCCGACCGCCCCGUGGGAUCCAUAUCCGUUAACCCGGCGGACGACCUCCGGGAGCCCGACGAGUCCGAGACCGGCGGCCUCCGCUCCCGCUGUUGCAGGGCCUCCGUCGGGUACCGGGUGGCGCACGUGCACUGGGGUCGCGGCGUGGUGACGCGGGCGGUGAGGGCGACAGCGGAGGUGGUGUCCGCGGAGUGGCCGUGGCUGGAGAGGCUGGCAGCCGUCGCUGACGUGGAGAACCCGGCUGGCCGCCGGGCGGCUGCAAAACGUUAUUUUGUUUCCCACUACAGACUGAAUGGAUGGAAGUCACGAACACUGGAAGAUUGGUCUAAUGGAAGAUGAAUCUUUUAUCAGUUUCGUUGGGGGCAAUCAAGUCAGUCUAUAUUUGGCUAUUUGUAUUAGAGAUAAUCUCGUAGAAUCAGCAUCAUAAACAGGGCGAAAAAAAGUCUCAUCGGAGACAUCUGAAAAGAGGGCGAAAAAAAAUAGAAAAACGAAUUUGUCCGAUUCCAAAAAAAUAA
This is a messenger RNA of Oryza sativa Japonica Group (Japanese rice), 1304 nucleotides long. RefSeq lists its product as uncharacterized. Lineage: Eukaryota; Viridiplantae; Streptophyta; Magnoliopsida; Poales; Poaceae. Gene Ontology annotation, molecular function: acyltransferase activity, transferring groups other than amino-acyl groups. The record is from RefSeq and is a predicted model, not a curated record.